Molecule: messenger RNA, 312 nt
Organism: Staurois parvus
Lineage: Eukaryota; Metazoa; Chordata; Amphibia; Anura; Ranidae
Source: the annotation of a GenBank genome assembly
AUGCUCGCAGCUUCCGAUUUCUUAGACUAUAGAGAUGAUUGGCGCCAUUCCGGUCUACAAUCAGCUCUAUGGUCAGCUGGCGGAAACACCGGCUGCAUUCUCAGGUUCCCCUGAUGGCAUGGGACUGCAUGAAAAGGCCGUGGAAGGCAGUGGGGGAGGAGGGGCAUCUUCUCCCGCUGCUUGUAAAAGCAACGCUGCAGGCAUCAUCCUGGUAUAACCACUCAAAGUCCAGUCAUGUACCAGUACGUCGCUGGUCCUUGUUGGGCAUAUAUGCUAUAUUCUUUUUUUUUAUGCAGCCUGUGGGCUGAAUAA